This is a messenger RNA of Papilio xuthus (Asian swallowtail), 2491 nucleotides long. RefSeq names its product chitin deacetylase Cda4 (gene Cda4). Gene Ontology annotation, biological process: carbohydrate metabolic process. Gene Ontology annotation, molecular function: chitin binding. The transcript has 13 exons. Bases 8 to 1639 code for a protein of 543 amino acids. The record is from RefSeq and is a predicted model, not a curated record. Lineage: Eukaryota; Metazoa; Arthropoda; Insecta; Lepidoptera; Papilionidae. Gene Ontology annotation, cellular component: extracellular region.
UAAUAAUAUGAUAGUGUUGUAUACUGCAAUAGAGUUCAACGGGAGAAAGCCGUUCUUAGAGGCCGGUAGGCGCGAAGUCGGGUGGUGGCAGCUGCUAGCGGCCGGCAGCAGGCCGCUAGCGGCGCGUUGGCGCAGUGCGCGCACGAUGGUGAAAGGUGCUAUAUCAAUUCUUCGGCGCUCGGACUUUGCGCGCCUCGUCAUGCCAUACGCGCGAAUUAUACUUUUUUGUGCCAUAUUUGUAUACGUAAAUUGUCAGAAGGACAAAGAAGAGGACUUUGUAUGUCCAGAAGGAACACAAGGAAAUGGAAAUUUUGCAGACCCUGCGACGUGUAGACGUUUUUAUCAGUGUGUCGACGGGUACCCGUAUUUGAAUAGAUGUCCCUCGGGGCUCUACUUCGACGAUAUUAGCAAGUAUUGUACAUUUAAAGCCGAAGCACGAUGCGGUCCCAUUUCCACGACUCCAGCUCCAAUAACAGAGGCUCCGUUAGAUUUGGCGACGAAAUGUGAUCUGUCACAAUGUGAACUGCCGUAUUGUUUCUGCUCAAAAGAUGGCACCUUGAUCCCCGGCGGUUUGGAGCCUGAUGAUACGCCGCAAAUAAUUAUGCUGACUUUCGACGGUGCUGUCAAUUUGAAUAACUAUGAAUUGUAUAAGAAAGUGUUCAGUGGAAAGAUAAAGAAUCCGAAUGGUUGCCCGAUCCGAGGAACGUUCUUCCUUUCACACGAAUACAGUAAUUAUGCCAUGGUGCAGUCGCUCGCCCAUGACGGUCAUGAGAUCGCUACCGGCACAAUAUCUCAGCAACAAGGCCUCCAAGACAAAGGGUACGAGGAAUGGGCCGGUGAGAUGAUAGGAAUGCGGGAAAUACUCAAGAAAUUCGCCAACGUAUCCCGCUCGGAAAUCGUCGGGGCCAGAGCGCCAUUCCUAAAGCCCGGCAGAAAUACGCAAUUUAAGGUUCUUGAAGAUUUCGGAUACAUCUACGACAGUUCAGUUGGUGUACCACCACUUCCAAUACCAGUUUGGCCUUACACUUUGGAUUACAAGAUACCUCAUGAGUGUAAAUCAGGCACAUGCCCAACUAAGUCAUUCCCCGGUCUGUGGGAGGUGCCCUUCAACGCGCAUUACGUCGAGUCCUUUGAGGGUGGACAUUGCCCCUACUUGGAUCAAUGUGUUCUUCACAACCACGAUUCAGACGAGGUGCUAGAAUGGCUUCAAGAGGAUUUCAACCGGUACUACGAGCAGAACCGGGCGCCUUACAUGAUGCCGUUCCACACCAACUGGUUCCAGAUCAAAGAACUCGAGCAAGGCCUGCACAAGUUCCUUCGUUGGGCUGCUGACUUAAACGAUGUGUGGUUUGUUACCGUUACCCAAGCGUUGACAUGGAUCACGGAACCUAAACCAGUAAAGGCGCUGAACAACUACGAAGCUUGGAGAUGUGACAACAGAGAUCUGCCUGGGAAACCUUGCAAUCUUUCCAACAAAUGUGCUCUCUCUUUCAAACAUCCUGAUACUAAUUUCACCGAUACGAGAUACAUGGAAACUUGCAGCGAGUGUCCGAACCAGUAUCCAUGGCUGGGAGAUUCCGGCGGUACUGGUAUUUCUGGUAAAGAUAAUUACAUACCGGACAAUUUAAAGAGAAAAUAGUAUAAAUAUAUUACUUGAAGACUUUGUAGGAUUUAGUAUAAUCUAUUCAGUAUACUGUUUAAAAUAAGUUUUUUGCGUUUAUAAUUAAAAAAAAACGUAAAAAAUUAUUGUAAAAUAGUUUUUAAUUGUGUCGAAGUGACAAUGGUUGUGCAGCAUUAGAAUCUCAAUGGAUUAUUCAUUUUUGUACAUAAUAUACAAGUUUAUAUAAAAUUAUAUUAUGUUUAUAAUUAAUAAUUUGUAUGUACUUAAUAUAAGUAUAUCUUAUUGUUAUAUUUUUACAUACGAGGUUAUGAAAUAACAGACUAUGUUAUCAAUUUAUAAAAUUUCUUUAUAAUAAUAUUUAGUAGAAGGAUCGUAAUUAAUUUGUUAUUUACAAAAGAGUGGUGCUAUACAUUUUUAUUUAAACAUAAUUUUUAAUACUUUAAAUGUAGUUCAGUUCAAAAAUGAGUUAAAAAUUACGUUGUCGCUAACGAAUGUUUGACGUUUUUAUUAAAAUUGGCUUAACGUAUUUUUUAGUUUGAAUAUUUUAAUGUUAUUACGACAAUUAUAUCGCAAACUCGAUUGACAUGAAAUAUGUCAUAUUGUUUGAGUUCAAAAAAAUAUUUUAUCGUCAAUUUCAAUUGCCGAUCGACAAAAAAAUUGUUGUGUAUUUCUGUUUUUAAAAGAUAAUGAAAUGGUAAUAUGUUUUUGUUCACGUGUUUCGCCAGUGUAAACCCACGGUUAUAGAUUACAUAAACGUUUCUGGUCAUAGUUUUGCUCAUUAUUUACUUCAAUCUACAAUAGUUUUUGUACACAUACACAUUUUUGUUUUGUUAAUAUUUUGUAAAGGCAAUAUUUUUUUACUAUUGUUAG